Molecule: messenger RNA, 3555 nt
Organism: Uncinocarpus reesii 1704
Lineage: Eukaryota; Fungi; Ascomycota; Eurotiomycetes; Onygenales; Onygenaceae
Exons: 6
Coding region: 1-3555 (1184 amino acids)
Biological process (GO): endosomal vesicle fusion; protein targeting to vacuole; cellular response to starvation
Cellular component (GO): late endosome; HOPS complex
Molecular function (GO): protein binding
Source: RefSeq, a predicted model, not a curated record
AUGGCCGACGAUUCUAGCUUGCCCAAAGCCGGGGAUGCAAAGACAGCCCCGGACUCAAGCUCACCUGCAAUAGAAGAGCUGCCGGAGCAACAUAGUGUGCACAAAAGUGAGGAUGAAGAGGAAUACGAAGAGGAAGGAGAAGAGGACAGCGAGGAGUCGGACGAUGAGGAUGAAGAGCCACAGCUCAAAUACGCAUCUCUGACGAAGAGCAUCGGCACGUUGUACCGGAACGGCGAUGCGACAAGCACUUUUCUCGUCGCUGGAGAUAAAAUGGUCGUUGGCACCCACAAUGGGAAUAUCCAUGUCCUCGAUGCUCUGACCUUCCAACGCAUCCGAGUCUAUCAUGCGCACUCAGCGAGCGUUACUUCUGUGUCAAUAUCGCCGUUUCCGCCGCCUCUGGCUUCUAGGUUAGAGGUAAAGAACGCAUCUCUGGCAGACACGUCAAGCGUUGCCUCAGACCCUUCCAAAUCCCCUAGCCAGCCCCGACAGACGAUGAUACCUCAUAUCCCUUCGAAUGCGAUAUACAUUGCCACAUCUUCUAUAGACGGAAAUGUAUGCGUUUCAUCAUUGUUGGAUCCAAAAGAUGUGCUCCUUCGGAAUUUCGGGCGCCCCGUCCAAGCUGUCUCUCUCUCUCCGGACUAUAAAAACGACAAGUCAUAUUUAUCUGGGGGCCGAGCUGGAGAGUUGGUUUUGACUGUGGGCGGACGUGUUGGAACGAGUUCAAAUUCGACCACGAUGACAGGAGCUACUGCGAACCCCAGCGGCUGGCUCGGAGCCUUGGGCUUUGGUGGAAACAAUGGUAAAGACACCAUUCUACACUCUGGCGAAGGCAAUAUAAGCGCAAUCAAAUGGUCAUUGUCCGGAAAGUAUGUUGUGUGGGUCAAUGAAGAAGGGAUUAAGAUCAUGCGAUCUCACCUACACCUAGACCACGCUCACUCUGAAUUUGCAUGGAAGCGAAUAAGUCAUGUAGAUCGACCUCGCAAUCCGCAAUGGGACGAAAUGGCAGGGGUAUGGAAAGCCAGAGCAGAAUGGGUCGAUGAAGCUCUUCAGUCCGGUGGUCAAGGCCCGUCCAGUGAGCCGCAGGUCGCGCUGCCGAAAGAUGGGCAAAUGGAAAAACUAGUUGUUGGCUGGGGCGGUACCAUCUGGGUUAUCAAUGUUUUUCCUUCUGGACACGGCAAGGGACCCCAAGCAAAAAUUAUCGGCUCUGCAGAAGUUGCCACAAUAUUACGCACGGACUGCGUGAUAUCCGGAGUUUCGCUUUAUACCCCUAACGUGCUUGUUGUCCUUUCGUACUUGUCCAAGGAUGAUGAUAACAAAUCUAAACGAAAACAGGCCGGUCCGACUCGUGGGAUUAGACACCGACAAAAUGGGCUGGAGCCCGAGUUGAGACUCAUUGAUGUCGAGACAAAAGAAGAACUCAGUGUCGAUACGCUUACUGUCCGCCGUUAUGAAAGCCUCUCUGCAUCUGAUUACCACCUCGGCGUGCUGUCUCCUGCUAAAAUCGUGAAUACACCCACCCGUCGAGGCACCUUUGAAACGAUAGGAACUGGGAUAUUGGACGCCACGUUAUAUCCGACUCGCCUUUUCAACUCAGGUACUAGCAUUCGCAGCACAACGAGCAGUAGUGAUCGAAGAUCGAGCUUGAAGCCUUCAAGCUCUAUUAAUGCGCCAGGGCUGCUUCUUGGCGAGCACGACAAUAAGGAGUUGGCUAUUCUCGCCAGCGAGGGAACGAAAGUUUUUAUUCAUAGCCCCUAUGACUGCAUAGUUGCUGCGAGGAGAGACGUGACAGACAGGCUAUCUUGGCUCAAAGAGCAUGACAAGUUUGAAGAAGCCUGGGAACUUCUUGAGCAGCAUCCGGAGGCAGUAACCUCAGGGAUUGAAGAAACUGAGAGCCCUUUGAGCACUCCCAAACAACAUCGAAUGUCACUCACUGGGCUGUUUGAUGAUAGGAGCCUGUUAGAGACAGGUAAACGUGCUGAAGAUUCGAGACUGGAGUCGGAAAAACUGCGAAUUGGCGAAUCGUGGCUAGACCAGCUUGUUAACGAUAAAGAUUGGCAGACGGCAGGGGAUGUAUGCGGUAAAGUCCUUGGUACAACGUCGAAGUGGGAACAUUGGAUAUGGAUCUUCGCAAAAAAUGACAAGUUCGACGAGAUAGUCUCACACGUUCCUAUUGACAUUCAUCCUCCGCUCCCUGGCCUGAUAUAUGAAGUCAUUCUCGGCCAUUAUGUUUCUCGAGACCGCAUUAAAUUUAAGGAGCUUCUUGAUCUCUGGCCGCCAAAUCUCUUUGAGAUCGACAGUGUCAUAGCCGCGAUUAAUGAACAGCUCAAGACUUCCACUGCGCCAGAGGGAACAGACGAUUACCGCCUUUUAACAGAGUGCCUUGCAAAGCUGUUCUUAGCUGGAGGUCGCUAUCGUGAAGCUCUGCGCUGCUAUAUUCGACUUCAAGACGCCGAAACCGCCAUGGCCCUUAUUCGAGAACAUCAUUUGCUGGCUGCAGUUGCCGAUGAUAUUCCAGGAAUCGUUUCAAUAAGAGUUUCAAAAGAACGGAUGGAAUCGGCGUCGAUCGCAGAGCUCGAAGAAGCUACGUCUGAACCUAUCAAGCUUCUUGUGCGGGAGGCUGUUAAUGGAAUUGUGCAGCCUGCCACUGUCAUAUCUCAACUUCAAGCCGCGGAUUUGCAUCUGUUCCUCUAUUUUUAUGCUCGUGCACUUUGGAAAGGGGACUCUCUGUCUUCGACCACUGACCAUGCGGCCCCAGCACGAGGACACCAUCGAACAGGGGCUGCCGAAAAGCUUGUCGCGGAUGAAGGCAGGUUAUUGAUAGAUGCAUUCGCAGAUACGGUGGUAGAGCUAUUCGCAGAUUAUGACCGUCCGUUACUCAUGCAAUUCCUGCAGUCCAACACAUCGUAUUCAUACGAGACGGCUUGCUCCAUUUCGGGAACCGCGAUUGAUCCGAUUAAACUUGUGCAACGAAUUCCAAGUGGUUUGGAGAUUCAAGGAUUGAGAGAGGGCUUGACCAGAAUGAUCCGCGAGCACGACAUCCAAGCCAGUAUCAGUCAAGGCGUCGCCAAAGUGCUUGCCGGCGAAGUCUCAAUUCGAAUGGAUACGCUGCGCAAAGGGCAACGACGAGGUAUUCGUUUUGAUAUUAUCCACGACGAUGAAGCCGAGCCUAAUGAAGGAACACCGCAAGCGAAUCAGCAGCAGCGAGAUGAUGAAGAGGGGACAGUUGAACCGUCUGAGAAAAAGCAAACCUCACAGCCCGGUCGCUGUGCUGGUUGUCAUAACAAGUUUGUUGAACAUGAAAAAGAAGCCCUGGUCGGCUUCGCAUGUGGGCAUGUUUAUCAUUUAUCACAUCUCCACCCGAGUUCAUCAGGCAAUUCGUCUGGCGAAGAAGGCAGCGCAUCACCUGAGCACCCACAGUCAGUUUCAUACGAGGAUUCAUCGCCUAUAUUCUCACGUACCGUUGGCCUGAAGGUCACGAAUGCAAGAUUGUUACGUGACAAGAUUGGCGAUGGGUGCCAGGUGUGCGCGUCGAAGAGGGUGACUGAAGAGCAAUAA